Messenger RNA from Paramecium sonneborni, 553 nucleotides. NCBI's taxonomy places the organism in Eukaryota, Ciliophora, Oligohymenophorea, Peniculida, Parameciidae. The record is from the annotation of a GenBank genome assembly.
AUGAAAGAUUUUAAAGUAUGAAUUUAAAGAUUUAUUUUAGUAAUAAUCUUAAAUGCAAAUAGCUAUGUUAAAUUAUAUUGCAGAAAAUAUGAUGUCUGAAUAAGAUAAGAAAAAACUCAUGGAAGAAUUUCAAAAGUUUGACUUAAAUAAAGAUGGAUAGUUAACCAAAGAUGAACUACUAAAAGUUUAUAGUACAAUGUUAUCAUCUGAAUAAGCAGCUUAGGAAGUUGAUACGAUUUUCAAAAAAAUAGAUCAUAAUGGUAGUGGUAGAAUUGAUUAUUAAGGUAGAAGUUGUUAAUUUUUAAUAAUAGAAUUUAUAAUAGCGACUAUAGAUUAAAAGAAAUAUUUUAAUAGAGAAAAAUUAUUGAUGCUCUUUUAAUAAAUUGAUAGAGAUCAUAGUGGAUAGUUAAGUAAAUAGGAAGUUAAGAAACUAUUGAGAGAUAUGUAGAUACCUAAGGAAAAAUUAGAAAAUCUUUAAAAGUAAUUAGAUUAAAAUGGAGAUGGUUAAAUUACUUAAGAAGAAUUUUUAUAGAUAAUGCUGCAGUUAUCUUGA